Molecule: messenger RNA, 6723 nt
Organism: Lotus japonicus
Lineage: Eukaryota; Viridiplantae; Streptophyta; Magnoliopsida; Fabales; Fabaceae
Product: protein TIC236, chloroplastic-like
Exons: 23
Coding region: 175-6318 (2047 amino acids)
Biological process (GO): protein secretion
Cellular component (GO): plasma membrane
Source: RefSeq, a predicted model, not a curated record
GCCACUCUCGUCAAAAUACAAUGUCAAUUUAACACUUGUCUUACUCACCACACUUAAACCAAUGCACAUAAACACAAAACAACAUCGAAUACACUUUUGAGUUUUCAAUGGACUGAGAAGAUCAACUUCUUGGUCCCUCUUCUACCUGGCCUAUGUGUUCAAGAGGAGGAGACAAUGAGCACCUCAUUUUUCGGUUUUAAGCUUCAUUCUUCUCUGAAAUACAGCGACACUAUCAACACCAAACAUUUGCAGAGAAGGGUGUUCCACAAAAGCAAAAGCUUCACUGUAUCUGCGAGACAAUGUGACCCAGUAAGGCAAGUUUUUACCUUUUGUGGUCAAAAUGUAAAUUUGUUGAGGAUAAACCUUGUUUCCACAAAAGGGUCUAGGUUGAAAUGUACAGGGGGAAAAGAAAAACCACCAUUUUCUUCAAGCGUGAGUUUUCUGACCCGUUUGUGGAAAAAAGGGCUUCUUUUGUUUAGGGCCUCUGUUUACAUUGUUGUUAUAUCUGGUUUGUGUCUCUUGGUUUGGUUUGGAAAGAGUAAAGCAAAGGAUUAUGUUGAAGCCAGUUUAUUGCCUUCUGUUUGUUUGGUAAUCAGUGAGUACAUUCAGCGUGAUUUUCAGUUUGGUAAGGUUAGGAGAAUCUCUCCGUUGAGUUUAACAUUGGAGUCAUGUUCAUUUGGGCCUCAUAAGGAGGAAUUUUCUUGUGGGGAGGCUCCUAGUGUUAAGAUUCGUCUUCACCCUCUUGCAAGUUUGAGGAGGGGGAAGUUGGUUGUUGAUGCAGUUUUGUCAAAUCCAAGUAUCUUGGUUGUGCAGAAGAAGGACUAUAGUUGGUUAGGAGUACCGUCGACGAAUGGUGGCGUUCAGAGGCACUUGUCUACUGAAGAAGGGAUAGAUUAUCGUACUCGAAUGAAGAGGGUUUCGCGAGAGGAAGCGGCUGUUAGGAUGGCAAAAGAAAGGGAUGAUGCAGCUAGGGAAGCUGCAGAGAAGGGUUACUUUGUUUCAGGGCAGCAUUGUGGUCCCUCCCAAGGUGAUGAUUUAGAGGAGAUUGGAAGUCAUUCGAUAGAAGCCGCUGGCUCCAGACCCUUUUUCUGUACAAAUGAGGGGAAGCAUGAUCAUCAUAUCAUGGACACAGAUAUUGAUUAUGAUAUGAACCAUGCAGAUUUGGAAAAAUCAUUUGGAGUGAAGUUUCCUGGUUCAGGGCUUAACUCUUGGUCCAGAGUCAUGAAAGGGUGUUGGGAGCACAGGUUUAAAAGGAAGGCUACAAGAAGUGACAUUUCUGCAUCUGGUGUUGCUCUCAGAAGAAGAAUUCUUGAAUGCAGUGCAUUAGCAGCACAUACAUACUUUUGUGAUCGUGAUCAAUCACAUGGAAAGUUUGGGGGGCCUUCAACUUCUUCUGGAUGUUUUCAUUCUAUUAAUCAUGGCACACAUUUGGUAAAUAGUGAAGUGGACAGAAGAAUACCAGAAUCUGUUGCCAGUGGUGAUGGUAAUAGAGGUGAUGAUAACCACAAUGGAACACAAUCCACAGAUCUGGAAACCUGGUCUCCAUCAGUUAAUGAAAAUGUUAGUGACCAUUCAGAUUGCUUAAAAACUGUAAGUGAUCUAAAUUUACAGACAAGAGGAGAGAGUAAUUGUGAGUCUAAUGAGGAUGUCGCAGAACGUGUAGAUGGGGUAAAUGUUCUGCAGUCUGAAGGCCGUACUAACACUCUUCCUAUUACAUUGGAUUCUGUUCAUUUCAGAGGUGCAACUGUGAUGCUACUUGCAUACGGCGACAGGGAAGUUAGGGAGAUAGAGAAUGUCAAUGGCCAUGUGAAGUUUCAUAACGACUACAGCCGUAUAUAUGCACAAUUGAGUGGAAAUUGCAAGACAUGGAGGUCAGGUGUUAUAUGCGAGGAUGGUGGCUGGUUGUCUGCCAAUGUUUUUGUUGAUACUAUUGAGCAGACAUGGCAUUCUAAUUUGAAAGUUGACAAUCUUUUUGUUCCGCUGUUUGAGAGGAUCCUAGAAAUUCCAAUUAAAUGGUCUAAAGGGAGGACCAGUGGUGAGGUUCAGUUGUGCAUGUCAAAGGGUGACACUUUUCCAAAUCUUCAUGGACAGCUUGAUGUGACAGGAUUGAACUUCGAACUAUUAGAUGCUCCAUCGUGUUUUUCUAACAUAUCAGCAAGGUUGUGUUUUCGUGGUCAAAGAAUAUUUUUACACAAUGCAAGUGGCUGGUUUGGAAGCAUUCCUCUUGAAGGAUCAGGAGAUUUUGGAAUUCAUCCUGAGGAGGGGGAAUAUCAUCUUAUGUUUCAGGUACCUGGUGUUGAAGUGAAUGCCUUGAUGAGAACUUUCAAUAUGAGAUCACUCCUGUUCCCGGUAGCAGGAUCAGUAACUGCUCUGUUUAAUUGUCAAGGCCCAUUGGGUGCUCCUAUAUUUGUGGGCACUGGAAUGGUUUCCAGGACAUUCUCUUCUUCACAUGUUGAAACUCCUGCAUCUGUAGCAUCUGAAGCACUUGCUAAAUUUAAAGAGAUUGGUGCAUUGGCAGCAUUUGAUUGUAUACCAUUUUCAUAUGUAUCUGCCAAUUUUACUUUCAACACCGAUAACUGUGUCGCAGAUUUAUAUGGAAUUAGGGCAAGCCUUGUGGAUGGUGGGGAAGUUCAGGGGGCUGGGACUGCUUGGAUAUGCCCAGAGGGUGAGGAGGAUGAGACAGCAAUAGAUUUAAACUGCUCCGGAAGUUUAGCCCUUGAAAAAAUCAUGCUUCGUUACGUUCCCAAUUAUCAUAAUCUGUUGCCACUUAAUUUAGGGGCUAUACAUGGAGAGUCAAAACUUUCGGGAUCUCUUAAAAGACCGAGGUUUGAUAUAAAAUGGACUGCACCUACAGCAGAAGGGUCUUUUAGUGAUGCUAGAGGAAAUCUCAUAAUCUCACAUGAUUUCAUUAUUGUUAAUUCUGCUUCAGCUGCAUUGGAUUUGUAUAUGAAAGUACGAACAUCUUAUUCUGAUGACUUUUCCCUCAAAAGAGAAGAGUUUCAUGUACCAAGAGCCAUUCCAUUGACUGUUGAUGGAGUUGAGUUCGAUUUACACAUGUGUGGGUUUGAACUCUUCAGUUUGGAUACUUAUGCAUUGGAUUCUCUGAGGCCUUUGCUUCUCAAAGGAACUGGUAGAAUCAAAUUUCAGGGCAAGGUUUUAGAACCUGAUUGUACUAUGGUGGAACAAAAUUUUGACAAAAACAGGCAGCUUGUUGGUGAGGUUUCAAUCUCUGGUCUCAAACUGAACCAAUUGAUGCUUGCACCUCACCUGUCUGGAUUGUUGAGAAUUUCUCCUCAGUGUAUCAAGUUGGAUGCCUCUGGUAGGCCUGAUGAAAGUCUUGCAGUGGAGUUUAUUAGCCCACUAGAGCCCAGUGACCAAGAUGGUCUGCGAAGUGGGCAGCUAUUGUCAAUUUUCCUUCAGAAGGGGAAAUUGAGGGCCAAUGUAGGUUUCCAACAAUAUCAUUCAGCUAGCUUGGAGAUACAGAAUUUUCCACUAGAUGAGCUGGAGCUUGCUUCUCUCAGGGGAACCAUACAGAGGGCAGAAAUCGAGUUUAAUCUUAAAAAAAGAAGGGGACAUGGAAUCCUAUCUGUACUUCAACCAAAAUUCAGUGGUGUUCUUGGUGAAGCUCUAGAUGUGGCAGCUAGGUGGAGUGGAGAUGUCAUCACCAUUGAAAAAAUUAUUUUCCAGCAAAGCUACAGUCAUUAUGAACUUCAAGGUGAAUAUGUGUUGCCUGGCACUCUCAACUGUAACCCUGUUGAUGGAAAAGGGAAUGGCUUUUUAAAUAGGCUAGUGUCUGGCAAUCUUGGUAGUGUUGUAUCCUCCAUGGGCAGAUGGAGAAUGAAACUUGAAGUUCGUAAAGCUGAAAUUGCUGAGAUGCUUCCUCUUGCAAGGCUUCUUUCUAGAAGUACAGAUCCUGCAAUUGUUUCAAGAUCAAAGGAUUUUUUUAUUAAAAGUUUGCAGUCAGUGGGGAUAUAUUCGACAAGCCCUGAAGAACUGCUUGAGAUAAUAAGGAGGCAUACUGCCCCAUCAUAUGAUGUUGUCCAUGAAGAUUUAAGUCUGCUCGGUUUAUCUGAACCCAAAGGAUACUGGCAUGGUUCUCUUGAUGCAAGUGGUGGAGGGAGUGGAGACACCCUGGCAGAGUUUAAUUUUCAUGGCGAGGAUUGGGAGUUGGGAGACUACAAAGCUCAGCGCGUCGUGGCAGUAGGUGCUUACGGUAAUGAUUAUGGUCUGCACCUGGAGAAUUUUUUUAUCCAGGAGGAUAAUGCCACCAUUCAUGCUGAUGGAACUUUGUUAGGGCCUAAAACCAACCUUCAUUUUGCUGUCUUAAAUCUUCCUGUUAGUCUAGUCCCAACUAUAGUUCAGAUCAUUGAAUCUACAACAACAGAUGUUGUCCAUUCUUUGCGGCAAUUGUUAGCACCCAUUAAGGGUAUCUUGCAUAUGGAAGGAGAUCUUAGAGGAAGUUUAACAAAACCAGAAUGUGAUGUGCAAAUAAGGCUCCUAGAUGGUGCCAUUGGUGGAAUAGAUCUUGAACGAGCAGAAGUUGUUGCUUCUCUAACCUCAACCAGCCGGUUUCUAUUCAAUGCAAAGUUUGAACCUGUAAUACAAAAUGGUCACGUGCUAAUUCAAGGAAGUAUUCCUGUUACUUUUGUUCAAAAUAACAAGUUACAACAAGAUGCAGAAUUAGAUAAUAGUAGGGCUACUUGGAGUCCUGAUUUGGUGAAGGAGAAGAAUAAAGUGGCCGCCGAUGAUGCCAGAGACAAGAAUGUUUCUAAAGACAGAAAUGAAAAAGGUUGGAAUUCUCAAUUAUCAGAAAGCCUUAAAGGUUUAAAUUGGCAAAGUUUAGAUGUUGGAGAAGUCAGGGUCGAUGCUGAUAUAAAAGAUGGGGGAAUGAUGCUGGUAGCAGCUUUAUCUCCUUAUGCCAAUUGGCUUCAUGGAAAUGCCGAUGUCAAGCUUGAGGUCAGAGGUACAGUUGAUCAACCAUUGCUUAAUGGACAUGCAUCAUUCCGCAGGGUGUCUAUAUCUUCACCAGUGUUCCGAAAGCCACUGACCAACUUUGGUGGAACUGUUAACAUUAAAUCAAACAGGUUUUCUAUCAUCUCACUGGAGAGCAGACUGGGCAGAAAAGGAAAGCUUCUUGUAAAAGGGAACCUUCCUCUCAGAACUAGAGAGGCAGCCCUUCAUGACAAGAUUGAGUUGAAGUGUGAAGUUCUAGAAGUGCAGGCAAAAGAUAUAAGUGGCCAGGUCGACUCCCAGGUGGAAAUAACUGGUUCCAUUUUGCAACCAAUCAUUUCUGGAAAUAUUAAACUUAGUCAUGGAGAAGUAUAUUUGCCCCAAGAUAGGGGUAGUGGUGGUGCCUCUAAUAGAUUCACUUCAAAUAGGUCUGUGCUUCCUGCUGGUGGUGUUAGUCAAGCAUUUGCUACAGGAUAUAUGUCACGGCAUUUUGGCUCAGGACCUGCUUCUUUGACGACCAGAAAUUCUCAGUCCUCUAGCCCUGUCAAUGAGUCAACUCAUGUAGAAAAGGACAGGGAGCAAGUGCAGAUAAAACCACACAGAGAAUUCCACCUAAGUGAUUUGAAGCUAAUGCUUGGACCUGAGUUGAAUAUAGUUUAUCCUUUGAUUCUUAAAUUCGCUGUUAGUGGGGAGCUUGAGUUGAAUGGUAUCGCCCAUCACAAAUAUAUAAGACCUAAGGGUACACUGGUAUUCGAGAACGGUAAAGUUGAGCUUGUUGCAACACAGGUGAGGUUAAAGAAAGAGCAUCUGAACACUGCGAAGUUUGAGCCUGAGUAUGGACUAGAUCCUAUGCUAGAUUUAGCCUUGGUUGGAUCUGGGUGGCAAUAUAGGAUUCAAAGCCGGGCUAGCAAUUGGCAGGACCCUGUGGAACAGGAUGCUCUGUCACAUAUUGAGGCUGCCAGAAGGUUUGAGAGUCAGUUAGCAGAAACGAUUUUGGAAGGCAAUGGCCGACUUGCAUUUGAAAAGCUUGCAACUGCUACUCUUGAAAAGUUAAUGCCGCGAAUAGAAGGGGAGGGAGAAUUUGGCCAGGCCAGGUGGAAGCUAGUGUACUCACCUCAGAUACCAAGUUCAGUUUCUGCUGAUCCUGCUGCAGAUCCUUUCAGGUUACUUGCCAGUAAUUUAUCAUUCGGUACAGAUGUUGAAGUCCAGCUUGGGAAACGUCUUCAGGCUAGAAUCUUGAGGCAAAUGAAGGAGUCAGAGAUGGCAACACAGUGGACCUUGAGCUAUCAACUUACAAGUCGUUUGCAUUUGCGCCUACAGUCCGCCCCAUCCAAGUGCAUUUUUUUCGAAUACUAUGCUCCAUUCUAAGAUUGACAAUGCUAUCUGCUAGAAAUCUUCCUAUUACUUAAAAAAUGUAGAAGUAAAUCCAUUCAAUAUUGUUUACUAACAACAUUCAAUACUUUCUUUUAGUAAUUAGGAGAAUUAGUAAAAGAAACAAGUGGGAGGAUCUAGCAUUAUUGUUUUAGGCAAAUGCAGCUUAAAUACGUACAUUCCAUACUAAACUUACCUCACAUAUUGGUUUGAAGGAAAGGGGAAUCUUCAGGGUACUCUUCUAUGUGUAAAAUAUUAUUUUUCUCAAAUUGAGUAGGUGCUCAUAUUUGUAUAGAAAUCAAUAUCAAUGACAGAAACUUUAGCACGAUUAGAUAGGAUGAAGAUAAAGUUUAGCUGUGUAAGAGAGGUGUAUCUUUCAGCCUCACCAGCCUCGUGUAGUAC